Molecule: messenger RNA, 411 nt
Organism: Eubalaena glacialis (North Atlantic right whale)
Lineage: Eukaryota; Metazoa; Chordata; Mammalia; Artiodactyla; Balaenidae
Gene: PCP2
Product: Purkinje cell protein 2
Exons: 4
Coding region: 1-411 (136 amino acids)
Molecular function (GO): protein binding; guanyl-nucleotide exchange factor activity
Source: RefSeq, a predicted model, not a curated record
AUGAUGGACCAGGAAGAGAAGGAGGAUGGGGGCUCGGCCUCCUGCAACAAGGCAGGCUCCCCAGACCAGGAGGGCUUCUUCAACCUGCUGAGCCACGUGCAGGGCGGCCGGAUGGAGGAGCAGCGCUGCUCACUGCAGGCGGGGCCGGGCCCAGCCUCCGAGAGCCAGAGUGGCCCUGCACCCGAGAUGGACAGUCUCAUGGACAUGCUGGCCAGUACCCAGGGCCGCCGCAUGGAUGACCAGCGUGUGACAGUCAGCGCCUUGCCUGGCUUCCAGCCUGUGGGCCCCAAGGAUGGAGUGCAGAAACGAGCCGGGACCCUCAGCCCCCAACCCCUCCUCACCCCUCAGGACCCGACUGCACUCAGCUUCCGUCGAAACAGCAGCCCCCAGCCUCAGACACAAGCCCCAUGA